AUGAGCGAUGGUUCGUACAGGAUGAUACAGGUACGAUUACCCUACCCCUCCGCUGGGACUCUGGGAUUACCAUACCCCCCCGCCGGGACUCUGGGAUUACCCUACCCCUCCGCCGGAACUGUGGGAUUACCCUACCCCUCCGCCGGAACUGUGGGAUUACCCUACCCCUCCGCUGGGACUCUGGGAUUACCCUACCCCUCCCCCGGGACUCUGGGAUUACCCUACCCCUCCGCCGGAACUGUGGGAUUACCCUACCCCUCCGCCGGGACUCUGGGAUUACCCUACCCCUCCGCCGGGACUCUGGGAUUACCCUACCCCUCCGCCGGGACUGUGGGAUUACCCUACCCCUCCGCCGGGACUCUGGGAUUACCCAACCCUCCGCCGAGACUCUGGGAUUACCCUACCCCUCCGCCGGGACUCUGGGAUUACCCCAACCCUCCGCCGAGACUCUGGGAUUACCCCAACCCUCCGCCGGGACUGUGGCUAUGA
Polyodon spathula (Mississippi paddlefish) is the source of this 489-nucleotide messenger RNA. RefSeq names its product U1 small nuclear ribonucleoprotein C-like. The coding region runs from base 1 to 489 and encodes 162 amino acids. The record is from RefSeq and is a predicted model, not a curated record. The transcript has 2 exons. Lineage: Eukaryota; Metazoa; Chordata; Actinopteri; Acipenseriformes; Polyodontidae.